CUGUGUCGUGUAAAAAAACCUUCUUUGACAACUUACCACAUACCUAGCCUCUCUUUCUCUCGGUCUGAAACACAAAACAACCCCAAAUCAAACGCAACUGAAGUUCUGCCGAGACCCACAAGCUGCCACCUCCUCCACGGGAUCAAUAGCCACCACCAGCAACAUUUAUUCUUAAAGGAAGGGACGAAAGCUAGUAUACUAAUAAGGAAAGAUAAUUAUAUUAAAUUAUGGCGUCUUCGACUAUGGGAUCCAAGUCAUUGAAAGAAUAUUUGAAAAAAUAUGGAAGUGACAAUCAAGAAGAAGAGAAGAAAGUGAAAAAGAAGAAGAAGAAAGUUAAACCGAAUGCCUCUGGUGUUUUAGUUGUGGAUGAAGACCCUGUUUGGCAAAAGCCAGUGAAGCUUGAAGAGGAGGAAAAUGAUUCAGCUGAUGACGAGAAUCCUCAAGUUGAUGAAGACAUAGAAGUUAAACGAAUGAAGAGGCUGGAGCUAAUUAGAGCUCGACGUGCUUACAAUGCAAUUGCUGAGGAUGGAAGUGGUUGGGUUAUAUUACCUCCUAACCAUGCCAAUUCUGCUGAUCCUUACCCUGAUAUGUCCCCUCUUCAUAAAAGGAAGGUUCGGAAUGACACACCCUCACCUGAGCAUGAAGGGAAGCCUUUGCAUAAUGGUGGAGAUGAUGCAGAUUUGUCUCCUCCACGGCAACAACAGAGACAGCACCAUAGUCCAUCACCUGCUCCUGAUACAAAUUUGAAUUCAGAUCUGUCGCCACCCCGUAAUAGAAGGUAUCGAAAUGAUACACCAUCUCCUGAGCCGCGGUUGAAGCCUUCAAGAGAAGCUAGUGAUUUGUCACCACCACGAAGGCAGCAAAAACACCAUCAUUCUCCAUCACCCAAGCCCUAUACAAAGUCUAAACACACCAGUGUUCUGAAUUCUGAUUUGUCACCACCACGAAGACGGAGGACUGAUACUGAAUCACCUAAAUUGAAGCCUUUGAAAGAAGAUACUGAUUUGUCUCCUCCAAGACAACAGCGGCGACGACACUAUACUCCAUCACCAAAACCCGAGCCAGAUCUUUCACCCCCAAGGAAAAGAAAGAAGGAUGUUGGGAGAUCAGGAUUGCCUGAUAAUUCUCAUUUAUCACUACAGCUUUCAACUCAGAGUGGUAAUUCACGUGCAUCCAUGGCUCAAGACAUUUCUCCACCAAGGAAAAACAGGAAAGAAUCAUCUGAUCCAGUUUCUUCAAAGGAACCGCCAAAAACUGGUCUGAUCACUGGUCGUGAUAUGCGGGAAGAAAUUAAAACUAAGAAGGAAGCGUCAUUGUUGUUUGACAAGAUGGAUCCUUCUAUAAGUGGACGGGGUGUUGAACCUGUAUACCGUGAUAAGAAAACAGGAGAGCGCAUAUCAAAGGAUGAUUACUUGAAAUCAAAACAAAAAGUAGAGGAAAAACCCAAGGAAAAGAAGUUAGAGUGGGGAAAGGGCUUGGCUCAAAAGCGGGAAGUUGAAACUAGGCUGGAGGAGUUAGAGCUUGAGAAGGACAAGCCAUUUGCACGGACUAGGGAUGAUCCGGAACUUGACAAAAUGCUGAUGGAAAGAGUAAGAUGGGGCGAUCCUAUGGCACAUUUGGUCAAGAAAAAGCAUUCUGAACUGGAUCUUGCAGACCUAGGGGAUAGCGAGAAGAUGAAGGAAUCAGGAUUUAUAAUUCCCCAGGACAUACCUAGUCACAGCUGGAUAAAACGAGGAUUAGAUGCUGCUCCAAAUCGAUAUGGUAUAAGACCAGGAAGACAUUGGGAUGGGGUGGAUCGAAGUAAUGGAUAUGAGAAACAACUUGUCAAACGGGUGAAUGAGAAACAAGCUACAGAGAGGGAAGCCUAUCUUUGGUCUGUGUCUGAUAUGUAACUGCAAGUGUGUGAACUGGAGUGAGAUGUGUAUUCGAUUUUCAACAAAUGAUGCAAGGAGAUCAACCAACCACCAUCUUUUUGCAGUAUCUAUGUGAAGGUUCGUGUUCUCUAAUCUCAAGAGUUUGAAAAGCGCGAGGGUGCUUUCCAUCUCUGUCCACACUCGGAAAGAUAAAGCAUGUUGUGUUUGGUGGUCAUGAACUGAGUUGUAGUUGAAUUAGGUCCUCAGACCUUCAGCAGUGCUCAGCGUUCAGUGAUCAAUUGUGGCUUUGACGCAGGGGCGCUGCAUAAGGGCGGGAGGAGCCCACGACCCGUCCUCCCGAAGUUUAUUCUGAUCCCCAUAAUUAUGUAAAUUAUUCAAUUAUAUCCCAUAAAUUUUUAAAAUAGCCCCUUAAAUUUUUAUAUAAUGAGACUAGUUUACUAGCCGCUCUACAAUGCGGGGUUGAACUAAAAAAAAAUAUGUAAAAAACAUCUAGGCUUCCAAGAACUCUUUUGUAUUGUUAUUUAAUCUGCUUUAACAAGUUAAUAUUGAAACCUUCCAAGACAUGAAUUUUUGUUUA
This is a messenger RNA of Populus trichocarpa (black cottonwood), 2451 nucleotides long. RefSeq lists its product as uncharacterized. The transcript is spliced from 10 exons. Gene Ontology annotation, biological process: mRNA splicing, via spliceosome. Gene Ontology annotation, cellular component: RES complex; U2-type spliceosomal complex. Gene Ontology annotation, molecular function: RNA binding. The record is from RefSeq and is a predicted model, not a curated record. NCBI's taxonomy places the organism in Eukaryota, Viridiplantae, Streptophyta, Magnoliopsida, Malpighiales, Salicaceae. The coding region runs from base 228 to 1892 and encodes 554 amino acids.